Penicillium canariense is the source of this 339-nucleotide messenger RNA. RefSeq lists its product as uncharacterized. The transcript has a single exon. Lineage: Eukaryota; Fungi; Ascomycota; Eurotiomycetes; Eurotiales; Aspergillaceae. Bases 1 to 339 code for a protein of 112 amino acids. The record is from RefSeq and is a predicted model, not a curated record.
AUGAUGAUCGUCGAAGCUCUCGUCGAGACAGCCCUCGGCGCAGAUCGUCUCGCAGCCCAUCUAGGAGAGAUAGCACUCGAAGGGACCAUGCACGACACCGCGAGCGUCGAGAACGGUCUGCAGGUUCUGCAGACGCAGAUCGCCUGGGUCACAGACACCGCAGCCAUCGACACCGCGACGACCGUGACGACCGCGAUCGCCGUGGCGAACGGUCAUCACGAAGACAACGAAGCCCUCGACCCCGGUCUCGCUCUCCGCGCCGAUCACGCACCCCUCCACAAGCACUUCAACGGAGCGGGCCACUACCUUCGCAAUCCGACGCCUUUUCAGGCGAAUUGA